AUGCACAAUUCUUACAGUUCUUCCUUUGAUAAUGAGUCCCAUAAUUUAGAAUUAGUCAAACGGCAAUACAUUUCAUAAUCAUAAUUACCUAAACUAAUGCAAACACCAUCAGAUUUAAAACCUCCAACAAUAAACUCAUCAUUUAUCAACUGCCCAUCUCCAAUAACAGAACCAUUAAGAUCUUUCAUUUCUUAUAGAGAAAAUGGAUUAAAUCAUUUUGAUUAGGGUAGAAAAGCUAAGACAUUGAAUGUGAAUUCUGAAGGAGCUGACAGUAAAAACGUUGAUGAGUCAGGAACAAAGAGAUUAAAGAAAAGUUAAUUUAAUUCAGGAAUGCGAUCCUCACGCAAGUAACAGCUUUAUUCUGAACUUAAUUUGACUGAAUCUGUAAGUAGAAACUUAUUUGACAAAAAGUUUGUUAGAAAAUUCGCUUAAACUCUUCUUUAAAAAGCAUACAUAUAUCGAGAUAAUUAUUUUAAUGGAUAUUAAAAAUAAUUAUUAAUUGAAAACUAUUUAGAAGAUAGUAUUCAUUAUACUAUUUAAGAUAGUAAGAAUAAAUAAUAUAUUGAUCCUUUAUGUUUUGUUUUUUGGGAUGUAAUCGUCAUAGUUUUUAUUAUAAUGUUGUGUAUUUGGUUGCCAUUCAAAGUAAGUUUUAAACAAGAAACAAACCUUGUUUUUGAAAUAUUAGCUAUCUUAAUAAUUGGUUCAGAUUUGGCAUUAAAUUAUAUAAAGCCUUAAAUUAAAGAGGGUAAUUUUGUAAAUUUCGAUAUAAAGUACCAAUUAUAAUGUGUUAAAAGUCAAACUUUAAUUGAUAUUCUUUAUUUAGUGAGUACAAUUUUAUUAUUAUUUUUAUUUACAAAUUAGGUAUUGAUUUGGUGUAUUUUAUUAUUUGAAAUUGGUUUAGGAGUUUAGAAAUUGAACUUCUUAAUGUUUCGAAUAAAUGAUUUUCUACCAUUUGAUAUUGGUUGCUAUAAGAUAUUUGUGAUAGUAGUAUAUGCAAUUCAUUCAUGUUCUUGUUUCUGGCAUUUUAUAGGAAUAGAAGAAUAAAAUUCUUGGAUAAUGACAUUAAAUAUUUAGGAUGAGGAUGAAUGGACAAGAUAUUGUUAUGCUAUUUAUAUAAAUACAAGUUUGUUAUUAAAUAUUGGAUUAGGAUUGAUCCAUAUUAAAACAAAUGUAGAACUAAUAUAUUCAACUAUAAUAAUGUUUAUAUCCUGUUGGUUAAUAGCAUUUAUUAUCAAACAUACAGGUUUUAUGAUGAAAUAGCAAUACUAGAAUUAUAACAAUAGUUUAAGAUAGAUGGAAUUAAUGAAUAAUUUUUUAUCUAAAAGAGGGAUUACAUAAUAGAUGUCAGCCAGAAUAAGGAAUUAUAUUAGAUUUAUUUAAUAAUAGGAUAAUAAAGAUGAUUAGGUAAUAUUGUUAUAUACAUUUAGAAAAUUAGAUGUAAAUAUUAAUUUAAUAACUUUCACCUGCACUUAAAGAAGAAUUGUUUCUAUAAAUGAGAAUCAAGGCUUUGUUUAAUUGUAAAUCUCUGUUCAAAUUUUCGAAAGAUACACUUAAAAAUUUGACCUAAAUUAUGGAAUAUGUUAAAUUUAAUCCAAAUGAAUUUGUUAUUUAAAAGAAUAAACAAGAUGAUAACUCAUUGUAUAUUAUUGAUUCUGGUGAAAUCUCAAUACUUGACUAAAAUACUCAGUUUGCUAAUUUGAUUUCUGGAGACUCUUUUGGUGAAUAUUCAUUUUUUUCAGGAUAAUUAAGAUAAGCUUCUGCUAAAGCAAAAGGUUUUGUUUCAUUAUAUAAGAUCUAAUAAUCAAAAUUUAUCUAAUUAAUUUAAUAAAAUAAGAUUGAUCAUGAAAGAUAUUACUUUAUUAGACAUUCUUUUUUGAAUCAAUAAUUUAAUAUUAUAAAUAUGGGUUGUUACUCUUGUCAAUCUUCAGAUCAUUUGAUAUCUAAGUGUCCUAUUUGGAGAUAUACUCCAGAUCUUGAAAAAGUAUACAAAUAAGAAAACUAUAAUUAAUAAUGCAGGUCUAGCUUUUCUAGAACACCUAGAGAUGGAAGAAAAGAUUUUAAUAGAAUAUUUUCAAGAUUGAUUGUAAAAUUAAUAAAUUUAAUCAUAGUAAAAUUAUGAUGCACUAAAAAUAUUUAGAUUAAAAUAUGAUAUCAUAUAUGAUGAUGAUGAAGAUGAAGAUGAUGAGGAUUUUUAAGAUGAUGAAUUAGAAUCAUGUUCUGAAUUAAGUGAUGAUUACUAAAGUGAUGAAGUUUAUUCUGAUAAUAGGCUUGUAGAUAAAUAGGAUGGGUAAUAUUGAUAUUCUAUUGUAGAACUAUUGUUAGCAUAUUAAAAUAAUAAGAUUAAGUUAAAGAGAAUUCUAAAGUUCUACAAGAAAUAUGUGAUGAAAAUGAUUAAAUGUUUAUCAUAAGACCGAACAACUAAAAAGGAACUCUAAGCACAGCUCAAUUCUAAUAUUAAGCAGAUUUCUAAUAGCAGCAAUAAUAACUAUAUAAGUUUUCAUUGGUACCAUAAGAACCAUAAAAAAUUAAAAGAACAUCAACACCAUAAGAUCCAUUGUAAGCUUAAUAAUUGAUACAAACAGCUACUUCUUCAUAAUUAAUUGCUAAUGAAGUCCCUAUUCCAUCUGUCAAAAGAAUCAAAAAUACUCCACAUCUUACAUUCAAAGGAGACACUGAUAGUUAACAAAGUUAAAAAAAAUCAUAAAGAUUAAGAAAUAACACUAAAUCAAGGCCACCAAGUAAUAUUGUAGAUAAAAUGAAAAAGAAUUUAUCAAGAAUAAGGGAAGAAGACUCUGAUACUUUAAAUUUAUCAAAUAGACAACAUUCAGAUGAACAAACCAGUUCUCCAUAUGGAAGAUAAUUAGGAAGACAAAGUUAAAGUUCUUCAUAAGUUAGAUAAUCAAUGAAAAGAUUUUCAUCUAAAUUAUCAACUAUUCCUAUAAGAUAAGGGACUAUUACUUAAUUUAGAUCAACUGUUAGCCCAAUUAUUAGAUCUAAUAUUCGCAUACCAACUGGAAUAGGUAUGGUUGAUUUAAGUAUGUAUAAAAGAGCGGAUUAGCAAUCUGAAGAAUUUGAGAGAAUGUACUCUUAUAAUCUAUAUUAUCCUAUUGAUAACUACUAAAAUGUAAUCAAUAGAAUAAACUUAUUUUUGAAGUGGAAAUUAUCUAGAUUUAUUCCAUCAAAAUAUACAUUUAUUUUCAGUGUAAAGCGAAUAAUAAAUAAAUUCAAAAAACCUACUAAGGUGGAAAUAAAAUCAUAUUGA
Paramecium pentaurelia is the source of this 3262-nucleotide messenger RNA. NCBI's taxonomy places the organism in Eukaryota, Ciliophora, Oligohymenophorea, Peniculida, Parameciidae. The record is from the annotation of a GenBank genome assembly.